UGUGUCAGGUAACGAUGACGACAAAGUAGCAGAAAGAGGAAGUUUCCCUGUUAACUACUGGGUAAUGCGCUUGCGCAGUGACGUGCUGAAGUAGUGAUGGCGGUGUUUGUCCCGUUCCUCUUCUUGGUUGCGGUGACCCAGGCGGCGGCCCAGGAGGGGAUUCUCCGGGUGAAUGUCAUGGACAGUGUGCUAUCGGCGCAAGAGUUCUGCGUCCUCUUCAACCCUGCCUGGAUGCCUUUGCCCAGAUCCCUGGACAACGCGACCAUGUACCCGUUACAAAACCUGACCAGCACCACGCUCUGUAACUCAACAGAUGUCCCUCCUGAGGGUAUAAAGGACAAGCUGGUGGUUGUGAUGCGGGGGGACUGUACGUUUGUGAGGAAGGCGAGGAUUGCCAUGAAAAAUCACGCAAAAGCACUUGUGAUUGCCUCUACUGAUACUUUGAUUCCUCCUUCAGGCAAUCAGUCCGACUACGAGGAGCUGAAAAUCCCAGUGGCUUUAAUCAGCUACGAUGAUGUACUGUCCAUGAAAAAGGUGCUAGGGAAUCAGAUUUCAGCCACACUCUAUUCCCCUCCCGUGCCUUCAGUGGACUACAGCAUCCUGAUCAUCUUCACCAUUGCUGUUGGAACAGUUGCACUUGGAGGUUACUGGAGUGGAAGAGAAGAGCAUGAAAGUGAAAGUUCAUCACUGUCGGCGUCCGGAGCAAAGCCUCAGGGGAGGAGCAAGAGUGACGAGUCAUCCGCCAUCUUAACUCCCGUUACAGUACUGUUUUUCGUUGCCGUCUGUUUCGUGAUGAUUGUCCUUUUGUACUUCUUCUACAGGUGGCUAGUGUACGUGGUUAUUGCAAUCUUCAGUGUGGCUGCAGCUGUCAGUCUGUAUAACUGCCUGGCCGAACUCCUGCGGAGGGUCCCAUGCUGCAAAUGCAACUUCUCCUGCAUUAACAGAAGAAUCGAAGUACGCUUGCUGUUGCUCGGGAUGUUAUGUCUGGCGGUUUCUGCAGUGUGGGUUGUGUUUCGGAACAAGGACAGAUGGGUAUGGGCUCUGCAUGACUGUCUAGGAGUUGCUUUUUGCCUUAACUUCAUGAAGACCCUGAAGAUGCCUCACUUUAAGUCCUGCGUCAUUCUGCUGGUCCUCCUCCUCAUCUAUGAUGUCUUCUUCGUCUUCAUAACUCCAUACUUCACACCGAAUCACGAGAGCAUCAUGGUGGAGGUGGCUACGGGAUCUGGAGCAAGUUCCAGUGAAAAGACCACGGAAAGCAACUUAAUGGAACUUGCUGUUGCACGAGUGACCCACAAUGAAAACCUGCCUGUAGUUAUCAGAGUGCCAAGACUGGUGCCAUCUGUUGCAACCUUGUGUGGAUUGCCGUUUUCCGUGUUGGGCUUUGGUGAUAUUAUUGUACCUGGAUUAUUGGUUGCUUACUGCCGAAGAUUUGAUGUGCAGACAAGAAGUGGUGGCAUCUAUUUUAUUCUGUGUACUUUAGCGUACGCUGUGGGCAUGGUUUUAACCUUUGUGGUCCUGAUUGUUAUGAAGAUGGCACAGCCUGCCCUGCUCUACCUCGUACCCUGUACCCUCAUCACCUGCACUCUGACGGCCAUGGCACGCAAGCAGCUGAAAAUGUUUUGGGCAGGAAGUGGUUAUGAGGUUUUGGAUGGCAGCAGGACUCCGUUGUUACAAGAUGAUGAGUCCAGUCGGAACAGUGAGCGAAGAGACUGAUGCUGCUCUGAUUGAGCCUGUGUCAGGGAAUCCCUGAAAGAUGCCACUUACUGCGUUACCACUAAUUUUCUCUAUAUAUUUUGCUACCAAAUAAUUAGAAAACUCUAGGGCAAAUCCGGAAGAUGGUGGCCUGACAAUGACUAACUCUGAGCACAAGUUUCUACGUUGAAAUAUUUUUGUAAUGACUAAUGAUUUUCCUGAAUCAGAGAAUCCAUGAUGCACUUUUAUGCCUUCAGAAACUGGUGUAAGAGCCAUUGUUAAGCAUUUUAUAUGAAGUUUCAGUUAAUCUGGUCAAACUUUUCUGGUUCCUCUUGCACUAAACUGCUCGAUUUGCUAUCACUUGCUUGCUACCCUGAUGAAAGCCAGAAAGGCACAUUGAGGUAAAAACAAUGUCCAAUGGCUCAUGGCAGUCACUGAAUAGUUCUUGUGGACCAUCUCGAAGUGUCAGUGAGAUCCACCUCUGCCCCAACCAGACAGGUUUGACCACAUUAAUUCAUGUGAGGGUAAAGAUUAAACUGUACUGCUGUGUAAUAUGAUUUGCAUUUAACUUUGAAAUGCAUUCUGUGGAAAAGGGUGGUCUACAAAGUUUGUACUCCUACAAAUGAAAACUGAAAUUCUACAUGUUGCAAUUUGCAUAAGGGAAUGUAACUUCUGAAAUAUUUUAUUAAAUACAUUUGCAAAUG
Molecule: messenger RNA, 2396 nt
Organism: Hypanus sabinus (Atlantic stingray)
Lineage: Eukaryota; Metazoa; Chordata; Chondrichthyes; Myliobatiformes; Dasyatidae
Product: signal peptide peptidase-like 2A
Exons: 17
Coding region: 97-1713 (538 amino acids)
Biological process (GO): membrane protein proteolysis
Cellular component (GO): Golgi-associated vesicle membrane; cytoplasmic side of endoplasmic reticulum membrane; lumenal side of endoplasmic reticulum membrane
Molecular function (GO): aspartic endopeptidase activity, intramembrane cleaving
Source: RefSeq, a predicted model, not a curated record